This is a messenger RNA of Pollicipes pollicipes, 2091 nucleotides long. Its product is annotated as sodium bicarbonate transporter-like protein 11. The transcript has 15 exons. Bases 1 to 2091 code for a protein of 696 amino acids. Lineage: Eukaryota; Metazoa; Arthropoda; Thecostraca; Pollicipedomorpha; Pollicipedidae. The record is from RefSeq and is a predicted model, not a curated record. Gene Ontology annotation, biological process: transmembrane transport; monoatomic anion transport; monoatomic ion homeostasis. Gene Ontology annotation, molecular function: solute:inorganic anion antiporter activity. Gene Ontology annotation, cellular component: basolateral plasma membrane; plasma membrane.
AUGAAGGACUUCAGCUCGGAAGUGCGCGCCUCCAUGGACGUGUCACACUUCAUCAAGCAGGCCCAGCUGCUGCUGGACGUGACGGAGACGUCGCUGGAGGGUGUGGUCGACCGCAUGUUGACGGCGCUGCUGGAGAAGGAGCCCCUCACCACACGCGAGGAGGCCAAGGGGGUGCUCUUCGUCAAAGACUCAGUGACCCAGCUGGCCAAGACGAUCCAGGGCACAUGCAGCAGUCCCGACCGCCACACGGACUCCAGCGACUACGACCAGUCCUGGACGGCUACCAUGUGCCACCUGCCGGCCCUCCAGCGCCGCCACGUGGCCAUAGCCCGGUUGAAGCACCCGGCCAACUUCGGACGCACGGCAAAGCACGUCAAGCUGUUCGUGCUCAUCCUGGUGCCCAGCAAGGAGAAAGGCACGAAAAACGCACUGGAGACGGCCCGUACGUUCGCCACCAUCAUCGCCGACAUGGACUUCCGCCAGCGGCUGAUGGAGGCGCACACAGAGGAGGAGUUUAUGCAGCUCAUCGUCAAGCACACCCAGAUGAUGGCCAUAGAAGACGGAGACACCAAAGUGCAUGCCGUCAACCUUGAUGAAGAGCCGCUGGAAGAUGAAAAGUGCUGCACCGUGGGCACCGGCCUCUCCGCCGACCUCAAGCGAAGGGCCUCGUUCUAUAUCCAGGACUAUGUUGACGGCUUUGUUGGGAACAAGACGCUGCAGAAGACCAUAUCGACCACAUUCUUCUUGUAUUUCGCCUACGUGAAGAAGGUGAUCAUCGGUCAGACGCUGGGCGGCUUGUUCUUCUUCGUGUUCGGCGGGCAGCCGUUGAUGGUGCUGCUCACCACUGCGCCGCUCGCCAUCUACAUCAAAAUUAUCAAAAACAUCUGCGACGACUUCGAGCUCGACUUCUUCUCGAUGUACUGCGCCGUCGGCCUCUGGAACUCGUUCUUCAUCAUCCUAUACAGCGUGUUCGACGUGUCGCGGCUGAUGCGCUGGUCAACCCGCUCCACAGAGGAGAUCUUCGCCCUGUUCAUCUCCAUAGCCUUCUGCGUGGACGCCACCCGCGAUACCGUGCACAACUUUCAGAGGAACUACCUGUCUCCGGCGUGUCUGGGUGUCAGUGAGGGGGCCAACGUGACCAACUACGACGUCACCAACGGCACCGUGGUGGUGAUAGACCAGUGCCUGCGAGAGAACAGCAUGCUCUACCUGCUGCUGAUGCUGGGCACGCUCUGGGUCGGCGUCUCCCUCUACAACUUCAACAAGACGCCGUACCUGGAAGCCAACAAGCGGGAGAUGCUAGCCGAUUAUGCCCUGCCUGUGGCAGUCCUUGUUAUGACGUUCAUCGGAUCGUUCCUGUUCAAAGAAGUAAAACCGCCGGUCUCGGCUUUCUGCCUCUCCCUGCUCUUCUUCAUGGACCAGAACAUCUCCAGCGCCAUGGUCAACAACCCCGGCAACAAGUUGAAGAAGGGGCCGGCCUACCACCUGGACCUGAUGGUGGUGGCGCUGCUCAACGGCCUGCUGUCCGUGUUCGGUCUGCCGUGGAUGCACGCGGCCAUCCCGCACUCGCCGCUGCACGUGCGCAGUCUCGCUGACGUCGAGGAGCGCAUCGAACAGGGCCACGUCUACGAAAUCAUCGUCAAGGUGCGCGAGACGCGCGUCACCGGCAUCCUGUCGCACGUGCUGAUCGGCCUGUCGGUGUUCCUGCUGCCGUACCCGCUGUCGUACAUCCCGCCGCCGGUGCUCAGCGGCCUCUUCCUCUACAUGGCCAUCACCGCGCUCAACGGCAACCAGAUGUUCGAGCGCAUCACACUGCUCUUCACUGAGCAGGUGCGGCCGGUGCAAGCGGUUCGUGCGUACCCGCCGAACCACUACAUAUCCGGCGAGUGCCCGCAGCGCAAGAUCCACAUCUUUCACCGGCUGCCAGGUGGUGCAGCUUUGCAUCCUCUGCCAUUCGGCUUCUCGCCCUGGGCUUACAUGAAGACCUUCUUCCCGGUGCUGGCUGCUGCUUCCUGCUACCCAUCAGACACCGUUUGGUCCCGAACGCUGAUUGAAGAGAAGUACCUGGCCGCCAUGGAUACGGAGCACUGA